Messenger RNA from Chironomus riparius, 1992 nucleotides. The record is from the annotation of a GenBank genome assembly. Lineage: Eukaryota; Metazoa; Arthropoda; Insecta; Diptera; Chironomidae.
GUUUACAAAAAGAGCAAUAGAAAAUAUAGAACAAGAAAAAUUUUCUUUCAGUACGGAAGAAAAUUUUGAGUCGUGAUGAAAAAAUUAAAUAAAUGACAAUUAGCGAACAAGUAAUGAAAUAGCACAACCAUGGCUAGUUUUUAUAUGAUAUUUUCUGAUGAGGACGAUGAGGAGUUUGGUGAUAAGAAUAAUCCGAUGGCUGCAAAUGACGAUGAUGAUUUGGAUGCACAAAAGAAUAAUAAGCAUUAUGGUGAGGAUGGCGAUGAAGAAAGAAGUUCAGCUACUGACUCAGAAAAUUCUAAAGUAAGCUGGGAAGUAUUGCUUGCAAAGCUCGUAACAGCCUAUAAAGUCAUCAAUAAUCAAAAUACAGUCAUCGGUAAAUUAGGCUUUGCAAUAUUAAUAAGCGAUAAAAGCCAAUCACUCAAAAUUAUAUUAUACAAAUCAAAAAUCGAUCUUCUUUCAUCGCUCGUUCUUCGAACAACAAAUAAAAUUUAUGUGAAGGGAAAUUUCAUUCAAUAUUUAGAUUCACACAAUAAUUUCUGGUCUGUAUUGUUCGAGCACCCCAACGAUCGAGACGAGGCAAUUAGAUUAUUGGAAGAACGUUGUGAAAUCGAAAGGGAUGAGAUGGAAGUCUCAAUCAAAUCAAAUACAAAUGAUUCGACCGUAGUUGUUGGUAGUAGCAAGGACGAUGAGAGUGAAAGUCAUGAGAAUGCCAAAAAUGAUGAUGUUGUUGCCACCACAGAUGCAACAUGUGAUAAAGCAGUUGAAACAGAUCCAGAAGAUAAACAAAAUAAGCAAAUGAAAGCCAAUAUAUUGACACGUAUGGCCAAGAUGGGAAAGCGUUUAGUACCAUCAAGUAAUAAAGCAUCUGGUAGUGAUAUAAGUGAUAGUAGUGAUCCCGAAAGUAGCCCAAAGCGUCAACCACGCAAGCCAAAUGCAAAUUCAUCACCUAUUUUGCAAGUUGCCAAAUUGCAGCCCGCACCACAAGCUCAUUCAAUUGCUCAAACCGUAGAAUUUAAAACUAAUAGUCACCUUGGUAACUCAAUUAUUUCCGCCGCUUCUUCCGACACAAGCCUAAAUUUAAUGAUGAUGCAGAACACGGAAAUACGCUUUAAUCUAUCGAAGCUCGAUAGCAAAUUGGAUAAGCUAUGCGACAAGCUUGAAGUGCUUAGUACAGCGAGUAGUCUUAGUGGUGGUAGUCACAAUGAUAGAAACAAUAAUGACAGUAUUCGCGAGGAGGAUAUUGUUAGACUCGAAGAGAAACUAAUAGCAACGAAACGUGAAAAUUUGAGUCUUAAAUCGAUAAUACGCGACCUCGAAGACAAACUGAAGACUAUAGCGUCCAACAUACAUUCCGUUGAUGAAAUUAAUGAACAAAAAGUUCAAAUUAAAGCUUUACAACAGGAAAAUAAAAACAUAUCAUUAGAUUUAGCUGAUAGUAAUGAUCGUAUACAGUUAUUAGAAACGAAACUAAAGCAUUCCAUAGAAAUGUUUGAGGAGCGUGAAAUUGAAAUGAAGACGAAGGAGGCCGAUUUGGGGGAGCUUCGUUCACAGCUUAAUAUUUCUAAACGUUAUGCACAGGAUUUACAGGUCACCCUCGAUGCCAUUAAAAAGCAACGCGAUAAUGUCUCAAGUAAAGAAAUUCAGACCGAUAACUUUCCCGUCUCAAAGGCUUUAGAUCUAAAUGUCAAUGUGCCAUCAGAAGUUGUUAUAAAGGAAAUUAUGAAUUCACUAUACUUCCGGCUUUGCGAGAAAAUUUCCAACAUAAACGAGCUAAAACACAGCGAAGUUCUUAAAAUUAUCGGACAAACGAUCAAACAUGAGACGAGUGAAUGCCUGCGAAAAAAUACGUCCUAAAUAUUAUACUAAAGUCUUGAAGACAAUAUUAAUUGUUGUUGAUGAGAUUUAUUAAUUAUUUUACUAUUUCUAUUAUUCUAAAGCUUUUACCGCUUUUUCGCUUUUUGCUGAUUAAUAAAAUAAAAUAAAUUCGAG